Prunus armeniaca (apricot) is the source of this 2010-nucleotide messenger RNA. NCBI's taxonomy places the organism in Eukaryota, Viridiplantae, Streptophyta, Magnoliopsida, Rosales, Rosaceae. The record is from the annotation of a GenBank genome assembly.
AUGACCAUCGACUCUCUCGUCCUCGGCGCUGGGCAAGAGGUAGGUAAGAGCUGUGUAGUGGUGACAAUCAAUGGGAAGCGAAUCAUGUUCGACUGCGGAAUGCAUAUGGGGCAUCUAGACCACCAACGCUACCCCGACUUCUCUCUCAUUCCUAAACCCGAACCGGACGCGAACUUCGAUCACGCCCUCACUUGCAUCAUCAUCACCCACUUUCACUUGGAUCACGUUGGAGCCCUCCCUUAUUUCACGGAAGUCUGCGGUUAUCGUGGCCCCAUUUACAUGACGUAUCCGACAAAGGCAUUGGCUCCUAUAAUGUUGGAGGACUAUCGAAAAGUGAUGGUUGAGCGAAGGGGUGAGGAAGAACAGUUUUCUUCUGAUCACAUUGCCGAAUGCAUGAAGAAAGUUAUACCAGUGGAUCUGAAGCAAACAGUGCAGGUUGAUAAAGACCUUCAAAUCCGUGCGUACUAUGCAGGACAUGUUCUUGGAGCUGCAAUGUUUUAUGCAAAGGUGGGAGACGCUGCUAUGGUAUACACAGGAGACUAUAAUAUGACGCCAGAUAGGCAUCUUGGAGCAGCUCAAAUUGAACGACUAAAUUUGGACCUUCUUAUUUCAGAGUCCACAUAUGGAACAACCAUCCGGGAUUCAAAAUAUGCCCGGGAAAGAGAAUUUCUCAGAGCUGUUCACAAAUGCGUUGCUGGUGGUGGAAAAGUGCUAAUUCCAACAUUUGCUCUUGGGAGAGCUCAGGAGCUCUGUAUCUUGCUGGAAGAUUAUUGGGAGCGCAUGAAUCUAAAGGUUCCUAUUUACUUCUCAGCAGGAUAUGUGGUCAAACUGUAUGCUAUGCUCUCAGGUUUGACCCUUCAAGCCAAUAUGUACUAUAAGAUGCUUAUCAGUUGGACCAGCCAGAAAGUUAAAGAAACGUAUUCCACGCGCAAUGCAUUUGAUUUUAAAAAUGCUCACAAGUUUGACCGUUCUAUGAUCGAUGCUCCUGGACCUUGUGUUCUGUUUGCCACACCAGGGAUGAUCAGUGGUGGUUUUUCACUUGAAGUUUUCAAGCACUGGGCUCCUUCGGAAAUGAAUCUUGUUACACUGCCCGGGUAUUGCGUGGCUGGAACUAUAGGACAUAAAUUGAUGUCGGGUAAACCCACCAAAAUUGAUCUGGACAAGGACACCCAAAUUGAUGUGCGAUGCCAGAUUCAUCAUCUGUCUUUCAGUCCUCAUACAGAUGCCAAAGGGAUUAUGGACCUUAUCAAAUUUCUCUCCCCCAAGAACGUGAUACUUGUUCAUGGCGAGAAGCCUAAAAUGGCUACUCUAAAAGGAAAAAUACAGUCCGAACUGGGAAUUCAAUGUUAUGACCCUGCAAACAAUGAGACUGUGUCAAUUUCUUCAACCCACUAUGUGAAGGCAUUAGCUUCGGACGCAUUUAUCCGAAGCUGCUCAAAUCCGAACUUCAAGUUUUCGAAAAGCAGCCAAGAAGAUGAACACGGUUCAAAUUCGAGAAACAAUAAUUUCACUCCCCGACUGCGAGUAAGUGAUGAAAGGGUAGCAGAAGGGGUCUUGGUUAUGGAGAGAAACAAAAAAGCCAAGGUAGUACACCAAGACGAGCUUCUGCUUAUGUUAGGAGAAAAGAAGCACCAAGUUCAAUUUGCUUAUUGCUGCCCUGUUGAUAUUGGCAACUUGGGAGACACCAAAAGUUCAACAACAAAUGAUGGUCAGCUUUGCAAAUCUGAGACAUGCUCUCGGCUUCUUCGCCAAUUGUCUGCAAAACUGUCAAAUGAAUUUUCUCAAGGGAACAUCCAAGAUUUUGAGGAUCAUCUUCAAGUGGAGUCGUUUCAUGUGUCCAUUUGUUUGAAGAACAACUGCCCUUACAGAUUAAUGGAUGUUCAAAACAAAUCCCAAGAAGCAGCGUUUUUCUGCUGCAGUUGGGGGAUGGCAGAUGAGAAGCUUGCAUGGAAAAUCAUUUCCAUCUGUCAAAAUUUUAACGUACAUCAGCAUAAACAAGGGUGUCUGUAG